Molecule: messenger RNA, 1238 nt
Organism: Wyeomyia smithii (pitcher-plant mosquito)
Lineage: Eukaryota; Metazoa; Arthropoda; Insecta; Diptera; Culicidae
Product: deoxyribonuclease TATDN1
Exons: 4
Coding region: 235-1173 (312 amino acids)
Cellular component (GO): cytosol
Molecular function (GO): 3'-5'-DNA exonuclease activity
Source: RefSeq, a predicted model, not a curated record
UGUAAACCAUGUAAAAAACCCGCAACAACUGUCAAACCGCUUUGUUCUUCUUUUUUUGUGACGUCACCGUGCAAUGAUCAAUGGACCGUGGACAUUACACAUAGCCCCAACCCAAGCUGUCUACGUGGUAUGUGAAUGACCCCUCACUGGUUUAUUAUUGUUUUUUCUUUGAUGAAUUUAGGUUGAAUGAUCCUCAACACCAGGGAUAUUUAGAGGAUUUAUUCAAAACUUCGAAUGUGGUUUAAGUUUAAAGAGACCAACAAAAUAUUCAAAAGAAUGAAAUUUAUUGAUAUCGGUGCUAACCUUACCGACACGAUGUUUCAAGGUAUCUAUAAUGGUUCCUCUAAGCAUCAGCCUGAUCUGGGUAAUGUUCUGGAGCGGAGUUGGGCAGCUGGAUUACAAAAAAUUAUUGUCACUUGUGGCAGUGUUUCUGACUAUGAGCCGGCUUUGCAAAUCGUUAAUCAAGAUGAGCGACUUUUCAUGACGGUUGGCUGUCACCCGACUAGAUGCGGUGAGUUUGAACCGAAUCCAGAGGGUUACUUUCUUUCGCUAUGUAGGCAGAUUGAGGACAACUGUUCUAAAGUCGUUGCUAUCGGUGAAUGCGGUUUGGACUACGAUCGGUUGAACUUUUGUGCAAAAGAUCUACAGAAAAAAUAUUUCGAAAAGCAAUUGAAUCUAGCCUGCAAAUAUGAGCUACCUCUUUUCCUUCAUUGCCGAAACGCACAUGAAGAUUUUCUAGAAAUUUUAAGCCGAAAUCUAGACAAGGUUCCCAAACGAGGUGUCGUGCAUACCUUUGAUGGUUCAGCGGAAGACGCACGAAAGUUGAUAGAGAUGGGUUUCUGCAUCGGUAUAAAUGGUUGCUCGCUGAAAACGGAAGACAAUCUGCAUACGAUAGCUCAGAUUCCGGACAGCUACAUUAUGCUCGAGACUGACGCUCCGUGGUGCGAAAUUCGUCCUUCGCAUGCAGGAUCGAAGUUUAUAAAGACAAAGUUUCCAUCGGUAAAAAAGAAAGAAAAGUGGGAGCAAAAUUUGCUGAUAGCCGGACGCUGCGAGCCUGUGAUGAUUGUACAAGUGCUUGAGGUACUCUCAGGUGUAAAAAAACAACCGAUUGAAAGCCUUGCCGAACUCUAUUACAAUAAUACAAAAAGGGUUUUCUUUCCAAGGGAAAAAUAAAGAUGCAAUAAUAAAAAAGUAUUAUUUCAGGCACAAAAAACAAUCGAAAGCAUAAAGUUGAAAAA